CAGUAUAAAACACACACUCAAACACACCACACCACACCAGUCACGUCAAACACACAGAGGGCGAGGAGCUCGGAGUCAGACAGACGGGCGCACCAGCUCAUCAUCAGUUACUCACUGUACCUCAUUCAGGACUUCACACAAGCGGUUAAAUAGGGGCUGUCCUUUCCCUAUUUGCGCACUUAUUUGGUCAGGGAAUUUAAGAGGUGAGUUGUGGCCAGUGUUGAAUGCCUUGUAGUCUGACAUGCUGUAGCCUCAACUGCUGUCAAGUCAGCUCUCCUUUUUUCCCUCAAUUUUCUACUGAUUAGAAAUGGACUUCAUCCUGCCACACACUCUGCCAGCUGGUGGUAUCCCGUGGGAGAAGGUUUUACCACCUCUUCUUCCUCGUCUGAAUGGGACUUAUGGACAAUAUAAGUGGUCCCCGAGGUUACUAAUUCCUGAGACUGAUAAUACCAGCUCUACAGAGGUGAACUGUGAUGACAGUGGUUUUACAGUUCAAGUUGAUGUGAAGGACUUCAACCCAGAGGACCUAAUGGUCAAAGUCAUAGGAGACUUUGUAGAAGUGCAAGGAAAGCAUGAAGAGAAAAAGAAGGAUGGUCCAGGGUAUACAACACGGCAGUUUAACCGCCGCUACCGAAUCCCAAAGGGAGUGCACACCAUGGCUUUGGAGUCAGCGGUUUCUCCAGACGGCAUCCUUAUCAUAUCUGCACCAAUGCUGCAAACUGAGAACUCCAGAAUCCUGACCUAAUCACAUUAAUACCAAACAGUCAAAUCUCUGCUAUCUUCACCAUGUAUGAAAACAGAUGUAACAGAAGCCUUUAUGAACACAGAGGCACAAACAGAAAUUCACGUUCCUCCAGUCACAGCAACACUCAGCAUGUGCCAAAACACACAUUUGAUUCUGUUCCUGGCACUGUUCUAAUAUUCCCUGUUCUCUGAGGUUUGUAUAUACUGCUCUGCUAUUACUCAUCAAUCUUACAUAAUGUUUGAAGGAACCAGUCUUUGUAAAUAUUCUGCGUUCACAGUUUUUUUUUGUGUGCAACUUUUGUAAAAUGCACUGUAUUGUGAUUGUGAUUAAUGAUGCACACAGACAUAUCUCCAAACUCUUUACUGUGGACAUAUU
Molecule: messenger RNA, 1120 nt
Organism: Siniperca chuatsi (mandarin fish)
Lineage: Eukaryota; Metazoa; Chordata; Actinopteri; Centrarchiformes; Sinipercidae
Gene: hspb6
Product: heat shock protein, alpha-crystallin-related, b6
Exons: 3
Coding region: 308-745 (145 amino acids)
Biological process (GO): protein refolding; response to heat
Molecular function (GO): protein folding chaperone
Source: RefSeq, a predicted model, not a curated record